AACGUCCCCUUCCGGGAGGCUUGUUUUGCAGAGAGCAGCGGGCUGAGUUUUGGACUCAUGCACGUUACUGAGAGUUUUCACGUUGUCCUGACUGUGUGAGGUUACUGUUUCGCGUCUCUCUUAGCACUUAGCAGCGUCAGUUGCUUGCUACACUGCUCCUUCCUUCCGGCUUUACGGGAAGAUGGUUUUGUCAACAUCACAACAAGUCGCUCUGGCUUUCACGGGCGUGCUCUUCAUGUUUGUGGUGCUGCCGCGGUUGUACGGCUUUGGCAGCGGGACCGCGGCGAAGGACGCCAAACUGGACUCUCGUUACAGCAGAAAAGCAGGCCCAGCGCGAGGUCAGCCCAUCAAUAUGAACGGCGCUGGUCAGUCCCCGGAGAACUUGCAGCAGAUGAAGAAACGGGUGGAGCAAGAGCUGAAGAGUGACAAAUACAAAUCGAGCAGCAAUAAGGGCUAUGUGUUCACGCUGAUGCCGCUCUACGCCAUUGGAGUGGGAGUGUUUGCAGCAUACAAGUUUUUGAAGAUCAGGUCUACAGACGACAAGGCACAAAAGGACAAGUUUGCCAAAGGGGCCAAAAAAUCCAUGGAGGCAGAGAACCAGUUGAACGAGCUGGAACAAAGGCUUGCACAGACAGAGAGGAUGCUCAAUUCCAUCCUCACCCAGCUGGACCCGCUGACCAACUGCGUGAAGUCUGUGGCCCAGGAACAGAAGAAUGAGAUCAUGUCUCAGCUGCAGACCAUUCGGUACCUGAUGAAGAAGAGAGGAAUGGACUGUCCACCCCUCCAUGCCACCAAUGGUGAGCGUAAUCUGGACGACCUGAUUGAGUCCCUUGGGGCAGGUGAUACUUCAGACAAGCAGCCGUCCAGCGAGAAAGCAGAGCCUACUGCAAGAGUUUAUGAAAAGCAUUCAGACAUUAAACAUGAAGCAGAAGGUGAAGAGACGAAGGAAGUGAGAGCAGAGGAAUAUGAUGGAGACGCAACAGUGGAAGAAUGUGACAGAGAGGAAGAAGAGGAGGAAGGAGGGUGGGAACACUCGGAGCUCAUACCCUCUUUAGAAGCCUCACAUGAGACAAACGCUGAGGAGAUUGGAGCGGAGCAGCUCGUGUCCGGCCUCAGGCGACGCAACAGGCCUGAAUGAACCUGGACUGUGUAGAAAUGUGACAUUACAAAUAUUUAUUCUUUAAAAAUGCUUCAGAUGUUUCCCAAAAGCCUGUCUGCAUAUUCAUGCAGGACGUAUGAUAGAGUCUGUAGGAAAAGAAGGCCUGGUUACAUGUUCCCAAAGAUGGAGAUGGCACUUUGGUCUGAUCUUGGUCACUUUUUUUUUCUCCUCGACUCCACCAUGAAUUUAAAAACGCAACAAGAUUUAGCUUGUAGUCAGUUCAGCUUAUAAAGUCAAUGAUGCCAGUUUGCAGCAAUGUAAACAUUUGAUAUAUAGACAAGGUAAAAGGUUCAACGAGGCUCAAAGCUACCUGCAGACCUGUAGAGCAGGAUUCCCAUUAAAGAGUUUCCAUGUUCCUAAAAUGUUUUUUAAAUUCAUCCUGUUGCAUCCUAACAGAGUCUGUCAGUGAUGGCACGCAGCUUUGUCUAACUGUUGUCUGUGUCCUGUCGCCUGUAGAAACUCUGGCACAGCACAUUCAGUCUGUAAGUUGAUGGUUUGGUUCAGCACUGCUUCUCUUCUGUGUGCUGUAGACAAAAUUAGACAACAGUUUGUUUAAGCUUUGUCAUCAGUCGUGUUUAUACACUGAUCAGAUCUGUUCCUGACAUUCUUUUCAUUUUGGUCUUAUUUGAAUAUUUAAAUGCAACCUUGUGUUGUGUUUACCUACCAGUGGGGCAGCUUGUGCCGGCUGUUUGCUCAGCCUGCAGAGAUGAAGCUGCAUGUCUGCUUGUGAGCUCGUUGUUCUCACCAUGAUAAAUGAACCAGGAUGACCGGACUUCAGCGCAGGGCUGUGCUGCCACCCUCAGAUUGCUUUCGACCUAGUUGUGAUUUGACAGGUGGUUUCAACUGCGCUCGUGCAGAGUCUGGUAGUUUCAGGAUUUCUUCCCCACAAAGAAAAUGUCGAUUAUAUUCUAAAUCCUUUCUGUGCUAAUGGAAAUGACCAAGUGCUGCUGCUGGAUCCUUUUGGAACUAAAAAUAUGUCCAACGUGUGGAAAGUUGUUUAUACAUGAAAACAUAAUUGCAUGUUUUCCUUCCCUGUGUGUACGUGGUGAAUGCACGCCACUUGUUUUUCUGUCUGUGAACAAUGACGAUCACCUGGUACGAUAGAAAUGUUUGAACUUUCAUUUCUGUCAGCGCGAGUCAUCACUUUACCUCUUCUUGCUGUUAUUUAUUUAAAUAUUUAUUCGAUGACAUUUUAAUAGUCAGAGCUUACUGUGACGAGGCUUCUGUGUACCUCUGACUGUUUUUGGGUUCUCAGUAGUUUGUAGGCAGCUUCUCUUCUGCCUUUUUGCUGACAUGAGCUAAUAGUAAGUAGUACUUCCACAAAUGAAGUUAUGGUCAUAUUAAGCAUGUGUCUGUGGUUUGCAUCUAAAUUUGCUACAUGUGGGACUAAUGCUGAUGUAGUAAGAUGACUUUAAAAUAAUAGAGGCUGCCCUGAGUGAGGGUCUGUACUGUGUCUGUUGUCAGACCAAAGCACGACUUUGCCUUACAUGUGAAGAAAUAAGAAACAAGACAUCACAGUUCUGACACCAACUACUCACCAACACAUUUUGGAAAGCACUAACGUCUGCCUUAACCUACUUACAUGUUUCAUAUUGUUAUGUUCCUAUUAUGCAUAUUAACAUUUGUGUAUUGAAGGUUGUGUGUUUUGUGUUUCUGCUGAGUCGUCAAACUUAGCUUAGAGUGAAAUAAAAAUAUUUCAAAGUCA
Oreochromis aureus is the source of this 2864-nucleotide messenger RNA. RefSeq names its product coiled-coil domain containing 107 (gene ccdc107). The record is from RefSeq and is a predicted model, not a curated record. Gene Ontology annotation, cellular component: intracellular membrane-bounded organelle; neuron projection; neuronal cell body. The transcript has 6 exons. Bases 182 to 1138 code for a protein of 318 amino acids. Lineage: Eukaryota; Metazoa; Chordata; Actinopteri; Cichliformes; Cichlidae. Gene Ontology annotation, biological process: synaptic transmission, cholinergic; protein localization to cell surface.